Molecule: messenger RNA, 2106 nt
Organism: Annulohypoxylon truncatum
Lineage: Eukaryota; Fungi; Ascomycota; Sordariomycetes; Xylariales; Hypoxylaceae
Product: coproporphyrinogen III oxidase
Exons: 2
Coding region: 244-1428 (394 amino acids)
Cellular component (GO): mitochondrial intermembrane space; cytoplasm
Molecular function (GO): coproporphyrinogen oxidase activity
Source: RefSeq, a predicted model, not a curated record
CGCUUGUAGAUCCCGUCCUGCCCGCCAAGCUGCCCGCUAGCUCAAGCUAUCAUAGUAGGGGAGGGGCACACCGAGCUUGCCGGUUAUGGUGCGUUAUCGACCUAUUCAACUGUCCAGUCGGGAGGUUCCAAUUAAACCUUAUGACCUGUGACCUUGUGGUGAAACAUACGAUCAAUACUGUCUGUCCGCUAGAUUUUCAAUUGGUCAUAUUUCUAUAAAGGGUCUUUGUUUCUGUGUUGCACAAUGUCGAAGCGGUUCAGUCAAUCUGCCUUUUUACGACCACAAUUCCUAAGAACCAGACCCCCUCCUCGACGAUCAUUCACAGUUGGCGCAAACCGGCCCAAUAAGUCGCGUUGGGCCAACGGAGCUGCUGUUGCUGUCAUUUCAUUAUCGGGUUUGCUCUUCGCAAUGGCGUCCCAGAAACCGGUUAAGUUCGAUGCCCGCUCACUCGCCGAGCUCGACGAGCGAACGAAACGCGAAAAGGGCAUUGAUGAGAAUUCCCCUAUGCGUUUGCGUAUGGAGCAGUUCAUUCGCGAACAGCAAAAGGCCAUUGUUUUCGAGCUUGAGAAAUUGGACGGCAAGAGCUUUCGUGAGGACACGUGGUCCAGGGAGAAGGGAGGUGGUGGUGUCUCCUGUGUCUUGCAGGAGGGCAACGUGUUCGAAAAGGCUGGCGUGAACAUCAGUGUCGUGUAUGGGACGCUGCCGAAGCCUGCUAUUGCAAAAAUGAGGGUCAACCACAAAAAUCUUGCCGAAGCCGAUGAACUCGACUUCUACGCGCUAGGUCUGAGCAUGGUCCUGCAUCCUCACAACCCAAUGGCACCAACCGUGCACCUAAACUACCGCUACUUCGAGACUAUGCUGCCGGACGGUACGCCACAAGCCUGGUGGUUUGGCGGAGGUAGCGAUCUGACCCCGAGCUACCUAUUUGACGAGGACGCCGUACACUUCCACAAAACAUUGAAGGAGGCUUGUGACAAGCAUAACAAAGACUACUAUCCCAAAUUCAAGAAAUGGUGCGACGAGUACUUCUGCAAUACGCACCGGGGUGAAUCCAGAGGUAUAGGUGGUAUUUUCUUCGACGAUCUGGACGAGACUGUGGCCGAUGCCGACAACACUUUCGCCUUCAUCCAAGACUGCCUUAAGAGCUUCUUGCCCUCCUACUUGCCUAUCAUGCAAAAGAGAAAGGACAUGCCUUUUACCGCAAAGGAGAAGGAGUGGCAGCAGGUGCGGAGAGGCCGAUAUGUGGAAUUCAACUUAGUUCACGAUCGUGGAACAGCGUUCGGUUUGAACGUCCCUGGUUCCAGAGUCGAGAGCAUUCUAAUGAGUCUCCCAUUGACGGCGUCUUGGCGGUAUAUGUAUGAGCCUGAGCCGAGAAGUCGGGAGCAAAGACUAGUCGAAGUUCUCAAGAACCCCAAAGAAUGGGUGUAACGAUUUGCUUACGCGAAAUGUAGACCACGAAUAUACUGGAAAGGCGCAAGAAGAGGAAACUUACAAGGGCUGUGUACAAAAUCAGAUACCAUUUACUUAAUAGAUACACAGGUAUAUACAAGAAGUUACGAUAAUAUCUUAUUGCAUUUGUCUUAUUAUUUUACACCUGUAUCGACUUUAUGAUCUUGGUCACUUUGUGAUAUGGGAGUCGUUGCAAGUACAUAGGUAGGUAGGCAUGUAUUCCGUAGAUAGUGAUAACGUAUUGACUAAACUGUAGUUAAUCGUACAACCUGACAUUUCACAUAUCCAUAAUAAAAAAUCAAUCCCUUGUCUCUAAUAAGGCUGAUAAUAGAGUUUUGGUAGAUCGUCUGUAUUCUCAAUUAGAGUUUAUUGGAUAAUAUGGGUGAGGACCCGACAGGACGGGAACCGUUUCAACUUUUUGACGUUGGACCAUUUAAUGUCCCGAGAGCACGUGCCAAGUCUUGAUUUCGUGUAAAUCAUUAGGUGGAUUAAUCUUGGUGGGGCUGUGACAGACGCGGCAGGAAAAAAGACAUGGAACCUUAGGAACCUUGGAAACCUUGGAAGGUCCUACCCGUAUGAGGUGGUGUCAUCAAAGAGAAAUCGAAAAAGACUAUAACUCGGCUUCGAAAGCUUAAAAAAAGUAAACCAAGCUCAACU